AUGGAAACCGAUGGAGAGAACGUGAUAGAUUUCGAGACUGUCGCUGUACAGCCAGUGUCUCACCAAGCGCCGGAGUUUAACCAGGUUUCCCCAAGAAAUGGGGAUAAGAUUUACCCCAUUUGCCGCCCUGACAAAGGUGGCUCGUUGGCUGCUCGGCACGUCAGGCUUCUUGUCAACAACUUUCCCAUCACAUUCAAUUCUGAAACCAUUAUAAGGCACUACAAUAUUGACAUCAAGCCCGAGAUGCCGGUGAGGCACAGCUAUCCCGCGAGGCUAUCAAAAGCCACUUUAUCUCAAAUCAAGGAGAAGUUAUUCUCUGACAAUCGUAUGCAGUUUCCUUUAUCCAUGACUGCUUAUGAUGGUGAGAAUAACAUCUUUAGUGCAAUCCCACUGCCUUGCGGGACGUACGACGUGAAAAUAUUAUCCGAGGAAGACAACGAGGACUCCUCAUUCCGAUGCACCAUCACCCUCGUGAAUGAGUUCAAUCUCUGUAAGUUAAAGGACUACUUGGCUGGGAACUUGCUGUCCAUCCCGCGUGACAUAUUGCAAGGCAUGGAUGUGGUGAUGAAGGAGAACCCCGUCAGGCACAUGCUCUCGAUCGGCCGGCAAUUCUAUCCUCUCGAGUAUCAUGAGGAAGAUGACCUCAGAUGUGGCGUCGCGGCGUUCAGGGGAUUCCAACACAGCUUGAAGUUGACCUCCCAGGGUCUCGCGUUGUCUCUCGAUUACUCGGUCAUGGCCUUCCGAAAGAGGAUGCCAGUUAUUGAUUUCCUCAAGGAGAACAUACGUGGGUUCAGCAUCAACCAGUUUGCACGGUAUAGGAGGGAAGUCGAGCAGGUGUUGGAGGGGGUGAAGGUCACUGUGACCCACCGCAGGACCAAACAGAAGUAUAUGGUGGUUGGGUUAACCAAUGACACCACACGCUCGAUAUCUUUCAGCUGCGAGAGCUCCGAGGGCAAGAUGAAGAAGAUCAACCUGGUGAACUACUUCUGGGAGAAGUAUAAAAUUGAGAUUAAGUAUAAGGACAUUCCUUGCCUGGAUUUCAGCAAGAACAACAAGAAAAAUUACAUGCCGAUGGAGUUCUGCGUGUUGGUCGAGGGGCAGAGGUACCCAAAGGAGAAUUUGGAGAGAGACGCUGCCUUCAUGCUGAAGAAACUCUCCUUGCCUCCACCGCAUAUCAGAAAGAAGUACAUUUACGACACGAUAAGGUCGAACAACGGACCUUGCGGAGAUGUCGGCCAAAACUUUGGAAUCAAAGUCGACCUGAACAUGGCGAAAGUGGUUGGACGUGUAAUCGGACCUCCUGAGCUAAAGCUUGCGACUUCGAAUGGCAAGGUGAUCAAGAUAGAAGUUGAUAAAGAGAAAUGCCAUUGGAAUCUAAUGGGGAAAUCAGUCAUAGAUGGGAAGCCAAUCGAAAGAUGGGUCAUCGUCGAUUUCAGCAGGUCGGACCGGAAUCAGCUUAACUAUAAGCUGUUCAUCCAAAAGCUUAUAAGCCGAUGCAGAAACUUGGGGAUUCGCAUGGAAGAACCGCUCUUUUAUCAAGAUGCCACAAUGAGCAUGUUCUCCAAUGUGGCUAAAUUGACUGAGCUGCUAGAGGAUGUCAAUGACCGUGCUUGCAGAGUUGGGAGACGGCGUCCUCAAUUCCUUCUUUGCGUCAUGUCUAGAAGGGACAUCGGCUACAAGAACCUCAAAUGGAUCUGCGAGACACGAGUCGGGUUAGUUACUCAGUGUUGCCUAUCCAUGCAAGCCAAUAAAGCGAACGAUCAGUAUCUGGCUAAUUUGGCCCUCAAGAUCAAUGCCAAGCUUGGGGGCAGCAAUGUGGAGUUAUUCAAUCGAUUCCCGCAUAUCGACAGCAAGGGACAUGUGAUGUUCCUUGGUGCCGACGUCAACCAUCCCACAUCUCACAACACAAGAAGUCCGUCAUUUGCUGCCAUUGUUGGUACCGUCAACUGGCCUGCUGCCAAUCGCUAUGCUGCAAGGGUGCGACCUCAGCUCCACCGACGAGGGGAGAUGUGUCUUGAGCUCGUCGAGACAUACGCUCAUUUGAAUCGAGUUAGGCCCGGGAAACUCAUAUUGUUCCGCGAUGGUGUGAGUGAAAGCCAAUUCGAUAUGGUUCUGAACGAAGAAUUGCAGGAUUUGAAGAAGGCUUUCUAUAAGAAAGAUUACAAGCCGACCAUCACGAUCGUUAAGCGCCACCAAACUCGUCUUUUCCCAGAGAGGGACAUCGAUGGGGGUCCCACAGGGAACGUGCCACCAGGGACAGUCGUGGACACAAGAGUUGUGCAUCCUUUGGAAUUUGACUUCUAUCUGUGCAGCCACUACGGCAGCCUCGGGACAAGCAAGCCAACCCAUUACCAUGUCCUCUGGGAUGAGCACAAGUUUAGCUCUGACGACUUGGAGAAGUUGAUUUACAGUUUAUGCUUUACCUUUGCUCGAUGCACCAAACCAGUGUCUCUAGUCACGCCUGUGUACUAUGCUGAUCUCGUCGCCUACAGAGGAAGGCUGUAUCACGAAGCGGUGAUGGAGCAUUCUCCAAGUUCGAUGGCGUAUUCAUCAUCCUCAAUGGCAUCAUCAUCGUUCCCAUCUAUUGGUUCGAAUGAAGACCGAUUUUGCAAGCUGCACGCUGAUGUGGAGAACGUGAUGUUCUUCAUUUGA
Eucalyptus grandis is the source of this 2652-nucleotide messenger RNA. Its product is annotated as protein argonaute 2. The record is from RefSeq and is a predicted model, not a curated record. Gene Ontology annotation, cellular component: cytoplasm. NCBI's taxonomy places the organism in Eukaryota, Viridiplantae, Streptophyta, Magnoliopsida, Myrtales, Myrtaceae. Gene Ontology annotation, biological process: regulatory ncRNA-mediated post-transcriptional gene silencing. Gene Ontology annotation, molecular function: protein binding; RNA binding.